Molecule: messenger RNA, 318 nt
Organism: Meloidogyne enterolobii
Lineage: Eukaryota; Metazoa; Nematoda; Chromadorea; Rhabditida; Meloidogynidae
Source: the annotation of a GenBank genome assembly
AUGGCCAUAAAAAUAAUUUUAAAAGAAAUAAACGAAUGGUCUAAAGAAUUUAAUUGUUUAUUAAAUAAAGAAUUUAUUUUGGGUGGUUCUCAUUUAUUGGGAGGGAAAAUAAAUAAAUCAGACAUUGAUUCUAUUUUAAUUAUUCACGAGGAAAUUGAAGAUGAAAAUAAUAAUUUAAUUAAAUGUCCAAUAACUUCUUUGGAGUUUUUUGGGCCAGAAUUUGUUGAUUGCCAAAAUUUAGAAAAUGGAUGUGGUCAUUUAAAUAAAUCUCUUUAUUGCAGAUUUUGUGGAUAUUUUGAUGUAUUAUUUUCUGAUUAG